UUCAAAAAUAUUUGGCCCGGAAGCCAGGUUUGACUAGAAUGACUGAUGACGGAGUGCAGACACGUGCUCAUUUGGAAGCUCAGUUGGCUUCUUCUUUGGCUUUGGGAUCCCCCAAUGAAUAUCGCCAAUGCUUAUUGUCGUAUGUACGCCUUCUUGCAAGGUAUUAUUUCUUGUAUUUUUUCUUUUAUGAGUAUUAAAUUAUUUUAAUAUCAUGAUAACCUCUUAUGAGAGGGAUGGUGCUCAACUCAUUGUCAUUAAUCUUCAAGAAUAUUUAUUUAUCAAGAAGUGUGCAUUUGUUCAAACUCAAGGCAAGGGAUUGUAGUUAGCUAGAUAUAAAUAUAGUUGUAUAUAUUUAUUUUUUAACUAUCGAAUCACAUUCUGUGGUCUGUACUCUGUAUGAUUUUGGACUAUUAGCAAGCUAAACAAAGAUUAUAAUGAAAUAAUUACAGAGAAGCGGAUGAAUCUUGAUUACGAGAAGUCUGUGAAAGUUUCCUUGGACCUCCAACAGGCAUGACUGAAGGAGCAUCAUCGGAUAAGAAUUUGGCAUGGGAUCCUGUUGUGCUUGGAAUGAGGAAACACAAGCUCCUUAUUGAAGACAUUCUUCCAGCCAUGGCAUCAAAUAGGAAAGUCCAGAGACUGCUGAACGAAUUCAUGGAUCUCGUAUCCGAAUACGAAAUUACUGAUACUAAUCACGAUCAAAGAAAUCCAGUAUUACUCAAGACAGCUUCACCUAUCACCAAUCUAAUAGAGAGUGGUCAAUUACCGACAUACGUAAACGAUACUCCUGAGGAUGCAAUGAACAGCAAGGAUAACAAUGCUCGGAUGGUAAAGAGUCGCAGAAAUGAAGCAAAUGAACAUGAUCAAAUUGUUCAAGAUACACCAGAUCAGUAAUGAGGUUCUUGAGUCUUUUUCUGGUUAAUUAUUUUGGAGUUUGUUAUUCUUAUAUAGGAUUUCACCAACAUGGGGUGUUGUUAGAAGUGUCAUGGUUGAACAUUGAAUCUACUUUAACAUUUACAUUCUGUUACAUAUAUAUUAUUAUGCUUUAGAAAUUCUACUGUGUUGCUCAACACUUGAGUUCUACUCUAUAGCUAAGUCCGUUUUACAGGCUACACUUGUAAGGUAGCAAAAGUUUAUAUAGUAGCUGAAUUUAUGUUAUUCACAUCAUGGGUGUCUUUAAA
Messenger RNA from Vicia villosa (hairy vetch), 1178 nucleotides. RefSeq names its product protein HIRA-like. Bases 511 to 891 code for a protein of 126 amino acids. The transcript is spliced from 3 exons. Gene Ontology annotation, biological process: DNA-templated transcription; chromatin organization. The record is from RefSeq and is a predicted model, not a curated record. NCBI's taxonomy places the organism in Eukaryota, Viridiplantae, Streptophyta, Magnoliopsida, Fabales, Fabaceae. Gene Ontology annotation, molecular function: nucleosome binding. Gene Ontology annotation, cellular component: HIR complex; nucleus.